AUGGUCAUUGCACCCACCACGCCACGUCGGCGCACAACGGCAUCAUCAUCUUUCUCGCCACUGUCACCAACUCUGUCACCCACUUCUGCCAGUCGCACACCCGCUACACCAUCGUUCGAUGUACAGCAAGACAUGGAGGAUCCCACCGCAACACCGAGCGCCUACAUCCGAUCCAACACUGCCAGCUCCUCGAAACCUAGCCCUGUCUCUGAACCGCACGUCGCCGAUGACUCAGACGCCGAAGAUGAAGCGCCCGACUAUCUCCGCCUGCUCUCCACCCUCCAUCCUAAAUCCAAAUCUGCUUCCAACGCAUCCGGCAUCGUCAUCCCCAAGCGAGGCGAGAAAGAUUUCGAACCCACCGGUUUCGGUGGUCAAUCCAAACUGCUCGAGCGAAGCAGAGAAGCCAUGUUCACAGCCGUCUCGGGAGAGCGCAGAGUGGCAUAUCGCUCGCUCGUGCGAGCCACGUGGGAUGCUAGAACGAGGAGGGCGAGAUUGUUGGACAUACAGGGUAAAAUUUUCGAAACCGUGGGGGUGAUCCAGAGAGAACAGGUGGUCGACAAAGCUACAGGCAAGUUGGUCACCAAAGCAUGGAACGAGCUAUUGCCUGAAGAAGCUUUGUUUCUCACCGAAAGAGGCAGUCUGCAGAUCUAUCACCCAGCCGAAGCGCAGCCGCAGCCGCAGCCGCAGCCGAACGAGGAGGAGCCGGCGCUGGUGCCCAUGUCGGUACAACAAGCGUUUGCCGCAUUGAUGCAGCCUCUGAGCGAGCCAGAUUCGACGAUACAGCAAGACGAGCCACUGACGAGGGAAGCCUAUCUUAUCUAUGCCCACCUCAAGCGGCUCGGAUACGUGGUGCAACGCGCGAGCAUCGUAGACGCCAUUCGUGCCGCCCCGAUCUCGGCUUCUGCGCUCGCCAAGAAGAACACAACCAACCAAACUCAAGCGGCGCAGCAAUCUUCGGCAAAAGCCAAUCAGCCUGUCAAGCCAAAGAGUAUCAUUGCGGAUCCGCAGCGUCCGAUCAAGCUCACCACCAUCUUCGACAUUUUGCUGUACGCACCACGACGUAUAAUGCAGCUUGCAGCCGACGGCGUGAGCGCGUUGGUGGAUUGGUGGCAGUGGAUUUGGCGCAACACCAUGGUCAGAAUGGGUACGUGGAUCGCCGCGCUGGCAUGGCGUGCCCGUGGAACGAGUGGAAGAGCGAAUGCGACGGCGACGGCGACGGCGCCUGGUCUUGGUCUCGGCCUCGGUCUGGGAUUGCACAACCAGCACCAGGAUGGACGACGCUUCCUGGGCGAAAAGGGCGCGUGUAUCGAGUGGAACACUUACGAUGCCGUGUUUAGCUCGUUGCAGAUCGUACCCUCUGGACAUGACUUUUGGCUCCCUUGCGACUCGACAGGUGAUGUUCAAACCGAAACUUGCUCUGCCACCUCGACCAUCCGACUCGUGCCUGGGUCGCAUUCAAGAUCAUCCAGGAAUGAGCUGAAACCAUUCUACUACGCCUGGCGACCGGCGACACUGUAUCGCAAAUCGCAUCCUCCACCGGCCGAGUUCCGGAUCGUGAUCCUGAAUGCACGCACGACGCCUGUACCGUCGGUGUGGGCGUUUGAAACAAUGUUUGCGCACAUCCCGGUUCCCGGAUCGGACCAGGAGCUGGUCGGUGGUGCUUGCUCAAGCACUACAAGUGCCACCGAACAAGGCGGGCAAGGCGUCGAGCGAACGAUGAGCGAGCACGAAAUUCGAGAGAGGCUCGAGUACGAAAAGCAACUCAAGGCAUCCAACCAAGCCAAAAACCGAGCGGCGUACGGCAAAUUCAGCCAAGGCAAGCAAAAGUUUCUGCGCGAAAAAGCAGCAGCCAGACAGCAAGCUGCUGAACGAAGAAAGGAGCUUUUGAAAAGCUCGAGUGCGAACGAAUGGGCAAAACGGAUGCGCCACACAAGCGUAUAUACGAUGCUGGUUCGAAUCGCACUGCUCGAUUUCACGCCGGUGAAAGCGGUGGCGAGGCUCUUCCGGCAUUCGCCCGGCUGCUGGUCGCCCCCCGCACGUGCCAACAGGAUGCACGCAGGUGCCAAGUGGAAAUCUCGCAACACACCUCGUGAGGGAGGCAACGGAAGAGGCAGCACUGGCAAUCCCUUCCCGCCGCUCAAGGCGGGCAGGAGGAGCGUGGUCGUCGCAGUUGUCGACGGCAGUGUCACAACGUUGCUCCGCUUCGGCGAGGCUGAAUUUGCUCAUUGGUCGCUCUACGGUUUGCCGCACGAGUCGCAGACGCAGAGCCAUCACACGCCGUGA
Molecule: messenger RNA, 2283 nt
Organism: Mycosarcoma maydis (corn smut)
Lineage: Eukaryota; Fungi; Basidiomycota; Ustilaginomycetes; Ustilaginales
Product: tRNA splicing endonuclease subunit SEN54
Exons: 1
Coding region: 1-2283 (760 amino acids)
Biological process (GO): tRNA-type intron splice site recognition and cleavage
Cellular component (GO): tRNA-intron endonuclease complex
Source: RefSeq, a predicted model, not a curated record